This is a messenger RNA of Desarmillaria tabescens, 1896 nucleotides long. RefSeq lists its product as uncharacterized. The coding region runs from base 264 to 1802 and encodes 512 amino acids. The record is from RefSeq and is a predicted model, not a curated record. Lineage: Eukaryota; Fungi; Basidiomycota; Agaricomycetes; Agaricales; Physalacriaceae. The transcript is spliced from 2 exons.
UUCUGAAAAUGCAAACGGGGCCACCAGUGCCUCUCCUGUGCUAUGAAGACAUUGUGUUUCGAAUAUUCCAUGAUAAGUCGCUCUUUAAUUAUUUUCUAGUGCUGAAUAGCAUCGUGUAAAUGCGUCACCGCCCGUGCCGAAUUUCUCCUUUCGCGGAUCCUCCCUUCACUUAAACUUUGCUUCGUUUUAGUGGCGCUAAAGUUAAGCGCUGGUAUCUAGUUUAUAAGGCCAGCCAUACAUUCUGAAAAACCCGUAUUUCUAGCAUGGACUCUAGUGUUCGUUCCUCCGAGAAAGCUGUCCUCUAUAAUCAAGAUCUUCUGAGCGUAAUCUGUGACAAUCUUUGGAGUGCUGGCAUCCAGUCGUUGCCUGACGGAGCCACAGUUCACCCCCUGGUCUCGUUGGCAACAGUCAGCACUUCCGUAUCCGAGACGGCUCUUGACCGACUCUGGAGACAUAUCUAUGGCUUCAAUCCAUUAUUACGCGUCCUCAAUGUGGGUGCUUCCGGGCCACACGAUGGAAGCAUUUGGACUAUUCCAAGAGAUGUACCAGAGCCGGUAUGGAACCGGUUCAAGAAGUAUGCUGAACGCAUUCGGUCAUUGACGCUCGAUGCAUCUUCUCGUGCCAAAGACCAUCCAUCAAUCUACCUGCGUCUCAUCGCCCAGUUCCCGGCUCUCCUAUUCGCCAACUUGAAGCGCUUGGAAGUCGAUCAAUCCUUCGCUGCAGAACCUCAUAUUCUCUUUCUACUCUCAAGCCCCGAUUUGCGAGAAGUCGAAAUCACUUUGGAACCCAACCCUGAUGAUGAUAUUGUCGCGACAUCUGUGCGGACCGCUGUUGCCGGACGAGAUACGUUUAUCAUCUCUUGUCCGCUGGCAACGCACGCUGGUUAUAAUACAGUUCCGAGCUGUAUCGACCGGGCCUGUCCCGCUACUUUCUUCACCGUAAAAGGCCUCCGUUGCCUAAAAAUCACUUCCCACCCCGUAACUUACUCCUUCCUCGAGGAGCUCUCCUCCUCUGAAUCCCUUGAGCACCUCCAGUUCGUCUUUGCCCCACACAUCUUACCUCACGACGACCGAGAUGGCUUUUCCUCCCUCAAGAUUUUGCACGUCACCGGACCCAUAGCGUCUAUGAGUCGUGUACUCAGACUUAUCGCGCCAGAUAUCCUUGAAUCUUUCACAUUCAUCGACAACUCCUCCAACCAAAGUUAUCAUUACGCAUGCGAGGUCAUGCUGGAUUUCCACGUCGGACUUUUCGAACGAUUCAACCUGAGCCUGCGCGAGCUUUCGUUGACGUAUCCAUACUGGUCGAUCAGUCAAGAGCACUGGGAGUCUUCGCGACUCGUCUUUGAGCCGCUUUAUGGGCUAAGACUGUUAAAGACACUUUAUUAUUCCGGUAACCUAGCUUUGGAUCAGGGCACGGUCGAAAAGAAGUUUGCUACAGCAUGGAAGGGUGUCGAAAAUAUCUGCAUCCCUCAGUUGGCGGUACCUCUCCCGUCCGACGUUUUGCUGGAGCUAGCAACGCACUGCCGUCAGCUCACGUGUCUUACCAUACCCAUUGCAUUUCCCGACAAUGAUGCGCUUCUGCCUCGUCAAGUUCUCCGACACAGGCUACGCGUAUUUUCGUCGCCUGGCAUACCGGUCGGACGGCCAGCAUCUGUUGCGAGGUAUUUAGAUAGCCUUUUCCCGUUCCUUGCAGUGAUCAGUGGUGGGGAACGAUGGGAUGAGGUUGAACGUAUCAUCCUCCAUGCAUGUCAACCGGUCAGAUGUGAUGAGCGAGGGAGAGACAGAUCGAAGGAUUCGGAUUAGAUGAAAACCAUCUUGAUGGCCGGCGCAAUUUUACUACAUCGAGAGAAUCUGACACUGACAUUACAAUGGACUUGGAUAUCUAGUAGCAGUAGUA